UAAGCCAGCCAGCAGCCAACCUGCCAACACUUACUGACACUCACUCAUCUCAGAGAGAGAGAGAGAGACAAAAUACCUACCAGGAAAAAAAAAGAGAGAGAGAGGGGGAAGUCCAGGUUUUGCAAACUAUUCAAUUUUUCUUCGCAUCUUUCCCCACCCCCCUUCCUAGUACUUAAAAAAAAUCCCAAUAGCGAUCCUAAAAGGCAAAACCCAAACGCGGAGUUACUGGAAGAAGAAACCGGGGUUAAAAAGAUUCCUCCUCUCUUCUUCAUCAUCAUCAACCAUCAUUCAUUCACUACCUUGACAUUCCCUGGCUUUGAUUGACAGCUGGAGUGGCAAAAAGCCAUGAGACACGACAGUUUGGUUACAUGUGGGUUGCUGACGGGCCGAUCGUAACCUUCAGUUUGGGGGCUUGACAAUUUUUUUUUUUUUUUUUUUUUUUUGCUUAGAGAAAGAAAAAAGGAAAAAGAGAGAGAGAAAGAGAAAAAGGAAAGAGAGUCAGAGAGAAAAAAGAAGAAAUACACAAACAUCGUGGUUCUUGGCUGAUUAUUUUUUAUUAUUGUUGUUGUUAUUAUUAUUAUUAUUAUUAUUAUUAUUUACCCAGACUGGAGAAUAGGCGAAGUCUUAAGUGGGUUGCCAAAAAAAGGAAUCUUCUUCACUGUAAAUCACUUUCUUUUCUGGACUGGGAUAUUAAAUAUACGACACAUCCAGGAGUUUAUUGGAGCGCAGACUGAUGGCGCAAAGGUACGAUGAGCUGCCCCAUUACGGCGGGAUGGACGGAGUAGGGGUGCCGGCUUCCAUGUACGGAGACCCUCACGCUCCCCGGCCGAUCCCUCCGGUUCACCACCUGAACCAUGGGCCGCCGCUACACGCCAGCCAGCACUAUGGAGCCCACGCCCCGCACCCCAAUGUCAUGCCGGCCAGCAUGGGAUCGGCUGUCAACGACGCCUUAAAGCGGGACAAAGAUGCGAUCUACGGGCACCCGUUGUUCCCCCUGUUAGCGCUUGUCUUUGAGAAGUGCGAGCUGGCGACCUGCACUCCCCGGGAGCCUGGUGUGGCCGGCGGGGAUGUCUGCUCCUCGGACUCUUUCAACGAGGACAUCGCGGUCUUCGCUAAACAGGUCCGCGCUGAAAAACCACUUUUUUCUUCAAACCCAGAGUUGGACAAUUUGAUGAUCCAAGCAAUACAAGUACUAAGGUUUCAUCUUUUGGAAUUAGAAAAGGUCCACGAGUUGUGCGAUAACUUUUGCCAUAGGUACAUUAGUUGUUUGAAAGGAAAAAUGCCAAUCGACCUAGUUAUUGACGAAAGGGAUGGCAGCUCCAAAUCUGACCAUGAAGAACUCUCAGGAUCUUCCACAAAUUUAGCCGACCAUAACCCUUCAUCUUGGAGAGACCACGAUGAUGCAACCUCAACGCAUUCAGCAGGCACACCGGGGCCCUCCAGUGGGGGCCAUGCUUCCCAGAGUGGAGACAACAGCAGUGAGCAAGGGGAUGGGUUAGACAACAGCGUAGCCUCACCUGGUACAGGGGACGAUGAUGAUCCAGACAAGGACAAAAAGCGUCAGAAGAAAAGAGGCAUUUUCCCCAAAGUAGCAACAAAUAUCAUGAGAGCGUGGCUUUUCCAGCAUCUCACACAUCCAUAUCCUUCAGAGGAGCAGAAGAAACAGUUAGCCCAAGACACAGGACUUACAAUUCUACAAGUAAACAACUGGUUUAUUAAUGCCAGAAGAAGAAUAGUACAGCCUAUGAUUGACCAGUCAAAUCGAGCAGGUUUUCUUCUUGAUCCUUCAGUGAGCCAAGGAGCAGCAUAUAGUCCAGAGGGUCAGCCAAUGGGAAGCUUUGUAUUGGAUGGUCAGCAACACAUGGGAAUCCGGCCCGCAGGUUUGCAAGGCAUGCCAGGGGACUGCGUUUCUCAGGGUGGUCCUAUGGGUAUGAGUAUGGCACAGCCAAGUUACACUCCUCCCCAGAUGACCCCACACCCUACUCAGUUAAGACAUGGACCCCAAAUCCAUUCAUAUUUGUCAAGUCACCCCCAUCACCCAGCCAUGAUGAUGCACGGCGGACCCCCUACCCACCCUGGAAUGACCAUGUCAGCACAGAGCCCCACAAUGUUAAAUUCUGUAGACCCCAGUGUUGGUGGACAGGUUAUGGACAUUCAUGCCCAAUAGUAUAAGGGAACUCAAGGGAAAAAAACAAAAACAAACAAAAAAUCAAACCUAUUUUAAGACUUUUGAACUUUGACCAGAUAUUGACACUUAAAACGAAAUUCCAGACAGCUGUGAUUAUUUUUUACUUUUGUCAUUUUUCAUCAACAACAGAGGACCAAUGAGAAAAGAACAGAAAUGUGAAAUCAUGGGCUCACUGAAACAAUUAUGUCCAUGUACAGAUCCUCUGAGGGGAAAAAACAAAAAACAAACAAAAAAGACUCCAAGAGUUAUAACUACUGUAGUAUAAACAUAGGAACUAAGUUAACUUGUACAUUUCUGUUGAUCACUCCGUUAUGUUGCCUCAAAUAGUUUUAGAAGAAAAAAAAAUUCCUUGUUUUCCACACUAUGUGUGUUGUUCCCAAAAGAAUGACUGUUUUGGUUCACCAGUAAAGUCACUAUCCAUGAAAGACUACAGUAUAUUUCAGACCAGUUUUGGCCAGUGAAAAAAGAAUUACCCUGGAGAUGAAGAUGAAAAGUCUUGCUGGGUCUCUCAUCACUCAGAAGACAGUUCCAAGAAGGCCUUGCCAUCCCCUGGUUUUGUUCCUUCAUAAAUGUGUCCUUUAGUUUCAAACAGAUCUUUAUAGUUUGUGCUUCAAAAACCCAUUUUUUGGACUCUUCUUCAAAGAGCUUGCAGGUGAAGAUUUAAAAGACAGAGCAGGAGCUUCUUCCAGUAGUUCUGAGCCUUGGCUUUGGACAAAACAAAACUAAAAGUUGGGCAGCUUUCCUCAAUGAAAGAAGUUACUAAUGGUCUUUGCACCAAACCUAGAACUUUAUCAUGAACUCAAAGCUUGGGAAAAAAGCAAGAGAAUACUGUAACAAACUUCGUACAGAGUUCGGUCUAUUAAUUGUUUCAUGUUAGAUAUUCUAUGUGUUUACCUCAAUUGAAAAAGAAAAAAAAAAGAAUGUUUUGCUAGUAUCAGAUCUGCUGUGGAAUUGGUAUUGUAUGUCCAUGAAUUCUUCCUUUCUCAGCACGUGUUCCUCACUAGAAGAAAAUGCUGUUACCUUUAAGCUUUGUCAAAAUUUACAUUAAAAUACUUGUAUGAGGACUGUGACGUUAUGUUUAAAAAAAAGGUGUUAAGUCACAAAAUGCGGUAAUAAAUAUUUCAUUUUUGAUUUUU
Molecule: messenger RNA, 3324 nt
Organism: Malaclemys terrapin pileata
Lineage: Eukaryota; Metazoa; Chordata; Testudines; Emydidae
Gene: MEIS2
Product: Meis homeobox 2
Exons: 12
Coding region: 734-2167 (477 amino acids)
Biological process (GO): positive regulation of transcription by RNA polymerase II; positive regulation of cell population proliferation; brain development
Molecular function (GO): DNA-binding transcription activator activity, RNA polymerase II-specific; RNA polymerase II cis-regulatory region sequence-specific DNA binding
Source: RefSeq, a predicted model, not a curated record